This is a messenger RNA of Lodderomyces parapsilosis, 1371 nucleotides long. Its product is annotated as U4/U6-U5 snRNP complex subunit. The coding region runs from base 1 to 1371 and encodes 456 amino acids. The record is from RefSeq and is a predicted model, not a curated record. Gene Ontology annotation, biological process: mRNA splicing, via spliceosome. Gene Ontology annotation, cellular component: U4/U6 x U5 tri-snRNP complex. Gene Ontology annotation, molecular function: U4 snRNA binding; protein binding; U6 snRNA binding. The transcript has a single exon. Lineage: Eukaryota; Fungi; Ascomycota; Pichiomycetes; Serinales; Debaryomycetaceae.
AUGAAUUUCAAUGACAUUCCCAUCAUCAAUGACAAGCCAAUAGCAGAAGAAGAUGAGGUUGUACGUCAACAGUUAAAGGAACUCGGUCAACCUGUAUUUAUUAAUGGUGAAGAUGACCAGGCGCGACGUGAAAGAUUAUUUAUUUUAGUUAAUGAUGCUGGCUUUGAAACAAGCGACAUACACAGUGGCGAAGAUGAUGAUGAAGAGGAUGACGACGAAGAAGAGGAUUUUUAUACACCCGGACCAACAAAUCUUUACGAUGCGAGAAUUCGAAUUCUUAAUCACUCUUUGGGUAAAGCAUCAUAUAGACUCCAACAUCAAAGAGAGAUGCUACAAAAGAUUCCUCAAUUCACUACGAUUUUAAAGAAAAGGCGAUCAAUUAACUCAAAGUUGUCACAGAUUGAACUCUGUGGAUCACAGGUAAUACAGGGAAACACGAGAGCCGUUUCGAGUGUGAGAUACUCUUCAAGUGGGGACUUGAUUGCGUGUGGCACUUGGGACGGGUCGGUACAUGUUUUGAACAAUAAUGAUUUGAGUCCUAGUGGGAAGUUGCUAGGCGGACAGCACGCCGAGAAAGUAGGCGGUUUAGAUUGGCAAGCAAAAGAUAGUCAACAGCGUCUAAUAUCAGGAGGAAGUGAAGGUACCAUGAAUAUUUGGAAUAUCACGGCAUCGGAUGAGGUCAUUAAGCCCAAGCUUUCAAUAAAGGAAGCCCAUACAAACAGAAUAACCAAAACUUUGUUUCAUCCAAUUGGAGAUUUUGCAUUGUCAACCUCAUUUGACCAAACGUGGAAAUUGUGGGACUUGAACAAGGUGGUUGAGUUGUACCAACAAGAAGGGCACUCUAAAGAGAUUUACAGUGGCGCUAUACAUCCCGAUGGUUCAUUAUUUUUAUCUGGAGGAUUGGAUGGUGUAGUGUAUGUUUGGGAUUUGAGAUCGGGGAGAGCUCUUAUGCCACUUCAAAAGCACAUGCAAGGAGUGUACGGUCUUGAUUGGUCUUUGAAUGGGUACCAUUUCGCUAGCGGAUCUGGCGAUUGUUCGGUAAAAAUUUGGGAUAUGCGGAAGUUGGACCAUUCAGGUGAGGAACUUUUUUCUAUACCUGCACAUACGAAGCUUGUGAGUGAUGUGAGAUUUCACAGUGGAAACGGGGUGGCAGAUGAAGACGGUUUUAACACCAAUGGCUCAUGCUUAGCUACUAGCUCGUACGAUGGGACAGUAAAGAUUUGGUCGGCAGAUAAUUGGAUUCUAAUUAAUACUUUGAAAGGUCAUAAUGAAAAGGUGAUGAGUUGUGAUAUCAGCGAUGCCAAUAAUGCAAUCAAUUUCGUAAGUGGUGGCUGGGACCGAACGGUUAAAUUAUGGCAAUCGCCGCAGUAG